AUGCGGAGGAAAACGACACUAAAUAUUGGACAGGUUAUUUGUUUUUCUUCCUGGAACGAUGGCAGUGAGGGGUAUGAGUGGAAAUCCCGAGCACUAUCGGAAAAGCGAUCGUUGGCGCUUGAAUUUCUCGGAAAUGUGAAUAAAAGAGUUUCUAUUCACGAUGCAAUUCGUUUAAAGGCUGACAUUAAUAAAAAAGCCAUAAGUAACGUUAGCUGCCCCAGUUUUUUUAGCGGCAUUGAAGGCGCUGAUGAAGAUGAGGAUCAAAGUGAUAUGAGCCUCUGUUCACUUUUAGGAAUGCUGGAGGGCGAGAUUGAAACUGACUGCAUUACACACCUUUCCCCUUCGGAUGCCUCGCUUUUGAAGGAGGAAUUCUUGUGCGAUUAUGAUUCGUCGGAUACAAAACGUAUGGCCAAAUGGGUGAAUUUGAGAUCGGAAACGUCGGACUACCAAAGUUAUGGUGCGAUCCCGGAGGGCGAGCGAAGUUUAUGGUCCGCUUGGUACCUCCGCAACAUAAAGGCAGGAAAAAAACCUAUCUAA
Messenger RNA from Trypanosoma brucei brucei TREU927, 537 nucleotides. RefSeq lists its product as hypothetical. The record is from RefSeq and is a predicted model, not a curated record. The transcript has a single exon. Bases 1 to 537 code for a protein of 178 amino acids. NCBI's taxonomy places the organism in Eukaryota, Euglenozoa, Kinetoplastea, Trypanosomatida, Trypanosomatidae.